AUUGCCCUCCAUCAUAGUCGAACUGACGUGCGUAUCGCGUGUGCACUAUAUUGGAAUUAUAACAUCUGCUACCGGAUUUUUUGAUGAAAAUGGUGCUCUCAGAAAAUAUAUUCCAUGACAACCCGACAGAGAUUGCUGCCGGUAAGAAACUGGCGAGCCCCAGUGAAGAAGAGACGGUCGUCAUUACUGGUAUGAGCGGCACAUUCCCCGAGGCUGACAAUGUAACAGAAUUCUCGGAAAAGCUGUUCAAUAAAGUUGACAUGAUUACCGAUGACAACCGCAGAUGGGAACUGGAGCAUCCUGAGAUCCCACACAGAACAGGCAAGAUCAAACUUGUUAACAAGUUCGACGCGUCCUUCUUUGGCGUCCAUUACAACCAAGCCAACACGAUGGACCCAAUGUGCAGGUUGUUCCUUGAAAAAGCUUAUGAAUCCGUCAUAGACGCAGGGAUGAACCCAAACGAACUCCGUGGAUCAAAGACAGGAGUCUUCGUCGGUGCUUGCUACAGUGAAUCUGAGAAGACUUGGUUUUAUGAAAAACUGCAAGCGGCUGGGUUUGCUGUGACGGGUUGCAUAAGGUCGAUGAUGGCCAACCGCGUCUCCUACUAUUUCGGCCUUGAUGGGCCUAGCUGUACCAUCGAUACUGCGUGUUCCUCAAGCAUGUACGCUUUUGAGUACGGGUACAGGGCAAUCAGAGAAGGGCUCUGCGAUGCUGCAAUCAUCGGAGGAUGCAACCUUUGCCUCCAUCCAUACGUGUCUCUACAAUUUUGCAGGCUUGGAGUGUUAUCCAUGGAUGGAAGGUGCAAACCAUUCGACAUCGCAGCCAAUGGUUAUUGUCGAUCCGAGGCGAUAUGUGCUGUUUUCCUUCAGAAGAAGAAGGAUGCUCGAAGGAUUUAUGCAUCCGUAAUACAUGCUAAAACAAACUGUGAUGGUUACAAAGAACAGGGAAUCACUUAUCCUUCUGGUGAGAUCCAACAACAGCUUUUCGAGAAUUUUUAUGCCGAAUGUGAAAUAGAUCCAUCGACACUCAAUUAUGUCGAAGCCCAUGGCACAGGCACUAAGGUCGGAGAUCCAGAGGAGAUAAAGGCGUUGGUGAAUACAUUCUGCAAAGGUCGUAAGACACCCCUGAAGAUUGGUUCCGUCAAGUCUAACAUAGGACACACGGAGCCGGCAUCAGGACUAUGUUCAAUCACCAAAGUCAUCAUAGCCAUGGAAACUGGACUCAUUCCGCCAAAUAUAAACUUGGUCAACAUAAGACAAGACAUUGAAGCUUUUCGUGACGGUUCCAUACAGGUUGUAACAGAACCUACACCAUGGGAAGGUGGAAUGGCCGGUAUCAACUCUUUCGGUUUUGGUGGCGCCAACUGCCAUAUUUUACUUAAUUGGAAUGAAAAGAGCAAAAUCAAUGGGGGCCUCCCAGCGGACGAGAUACCAAGAUUGAUCAACACCUCUGGACGUACGAUACAAGCAGUUGAAAAAAUCCUCAACCAUGUGGAAGGCCAACUUUUGGAUGCCGAGUUCUGUAAGCUGUUACAUGAAGUGCAUAAAUCAAACAUCCAAGGGCACAAUUACAGAGGUUAUAUUCUUCUCAACAAAGACAAAUCUUUGUCAAAAAAUCAGCCAAGAGCAGUUCAGGAUGUUCCAUUAAAAAAGCCACUUUAUUUCUAUUUCCCUGGGGUUUACGCGAAUCGGAAAAACCUGGACAAGUCCCUACUUCAAUUUCCAAUUUUCAAAGAGGUCUUGUCGAAAAUGAGCAAAGUCCUUGCCUUCGACGUCUUCAAUGUAGUUUCCAAUUGGAACAAAGAGGAAUUCAACAAUCUCAUCAACAAUUUCAUCGGGACAACGGCAGUUCAGAUUGCCAUGGUCGAUCUCCUUAAAUCACUUGGAAUCGUUCCUGACAAAAUAGUCGGCACAUCCAUUGGAGAAGUCGCUUCAGCCUAUGCUGCAGGCUGUAUCACUGCUGAAGAAGCCAUUCUCACAUCUUAUUACAUUGGAGUGGCAUUGAAGGAAAUAAAUUUAGUUCCUAGCACAAUGUUUUUAGUAGAUCUACCCUAUCUUGAAGUUCAAGACAUGGCCUCACAUGGAAUUGAAGUCACACCUGUCGGAACCAAGGCAUCGAUGGUGAAAGGGGAGAAGUCUACCAUGUCCACUUUUGUACAAAAGAUGAAGAAAAAUCAAAUCAAAGUCACUGAAAUGAACACGUGUCAUGUUCCCAUACAUUCCAGCUCUUCUAAAAAUGCUGCCAGUAAAAUGUUAGCAUAUUUACGAGAGAUAAUAGUUAACGAAAAAGCAGUCCCACCGCAGUGGCUUACUUCAGUAGUUUCUAACAAGUGUAAUGCAGAGUUGCUCUGCAAAAGCGUACUUGAGCCUCUUCACUCAGAUGUUUUACUUCAAGCAAGAGCUGAAGCAACUGUGUUGGAGGUCGGACCACCAGGUGAACAUCACCUCAGUGCCUUCAUCAAACACCCUGUAUUUAACAGCAGUAACAACGUGGCCAACACUUCUGCUGUUCUUGUCUCACUUGGAAGGCUGUAUUUAGAUGGCGUGGACAUGAAUUUGUCUAUGUUGUAUCCUGAUGUCGUUUUUCCCGUCUCGAGAUCGACGCCGAUGAUAUCUCCCAUUCUCGACUGGGACCACUCUGAAAAUUGGUAUGUCACAUGUUACAAACAGGGGAAAGUCAAGUCAGGCGAAGAUAUGGUCACAAUAUCUUUAAACGAUGAAGAAAUGGAGUACAUAUCUGGUCAUGUGAUCGACGGAAGAAAUUUAUUCCCAGCCACAGGCUACCUGAACCUAGUUUGGGAAGCCGUUGGCAAUACUUUGGGCAAACAUUACUCAGAAAUCCCAGUUAUUUUUCAAAAUGUCAAAUUUCAUAGGGCAACAACUCUAUCAAAAGAUGGGUCAAUCGAUUUUACUGUUUUGCUACAGAAGAGCAGUGGAAAAUUUGAGGUCAUCGAGGGUGGAGCCGCUAUUGUCACAGGAAAAGUGCUCAUUCCUAGUGAAGAAGACAUAGUAAAAGAAAUGUGCCCCAUAGAGGGCGACAAAGGUGUCACCAGUUUCUCCCUCAACGCAAAAGAUUUCUACAAAGAGCUAAGGCUGAGGGGUUACAACUACAAGGGGUUGUUUAGAAGUGUAGUCAAAGCUAAUGUCAGCGAGGCUGCUGGGAAAAUAACUUGGCACAACAAUUGGGUUGCUUUUAUGGACAACAUGCUCCAGCUGCAGAUCAUACUCAGUGACACCAGGUCGCUCUUUGUACCCACAUCUAUAGACCGUGUGAUGAUCAACCCAAAAAUGCAUUCUCUUUACGUCGAAAAAUUCAAGGAUAACGGUGAGAUUCCGGUCGGAGUUUUCAAAGGUAUUCAGAUGAUCAAGUCAGGAGGCAUAGAGAUCUAUGGGCUCAAUGCGAACGCCAUUUCUAGAAGGAAAAACCUCGGAGAAGCUGUUUUGGAGAAAUACCAUUUUAUACCCAAUAAGGUGUUUGCCAAUGAAUACGAUAUGGAUCAAGUUGUUAGAAUUAUGGUUCACACGGCUAUAGAAAAUGAACCCAGCGUAAAUAUUAAAAUCACUGAAAUCCCCUCAACACAAAGCCUCCUCUCACGCAUCAUUGCUCAAGUUCUUGGCGAUCUUCCAUUAAUCCAGCCUGAAAUCACCGUGCUGACAAGCCCAAGCAACCCUCUCGUAGAAGACGUCCCUCCAGAAUUCAUCGUUGAAGAUAAAAAGCUCGUCACAGACCAAUCUGUAAUGAUAAUGGUCGCAAGCAACAUCCUUGCAAAUGAAAAUCGACCAGUUCUUGAAUCUUGUCUGUAUGCCUUGAAGGAAGGAGGCUUUAUAAUUGCUAGAGAACCCAUUGGAAGUGAGUUGCAAGUCGAAUACUUGCAGCUAGUCCAGAAUUACAUUGUUGACGACGAACAAAUUAUGAUGUUGAGAAAGGUGAAAGGGAUGACAGUACAAUUGGAUGACAAAGCGGUAAUUGAAGUGAAGCGAGAUGACUUAAACUGGCUUACCACUGCUCAGGAGGCAAUGAAAAACGACAAGUUUAAAAAAGUCUAUUUCGUAUCACAGAACGAUAGGUUGAGCGGGAUCUUGGGAUUGGUCAACUGCAUCAAAAAAGAACCAGGAGGCACCAAGGCAAGGUGCGUUUUUACUUUUGACUCCAAUGCUCCAAAAUUUUCUCUGAAUGAUCAGUUUUACACGACUCAACUAAAUAAAGAUCUAGUAAUUAACGUCUUCAAGGAUGGGAAAUGGGGAACGUACAGGCAUUUGAAAAUCGAGAUGGAAGAGGAAGUAAAAGCUGAAUAUGUUUUCGCCGCUCCCUUGGUGAAAGGCGAUGUUAGCAGUGUGAAAUGGCUCCAAGGGAAUGUGGAAUCAUUGGAGGUGAAAGAUCGUGUGAUUGUGGAGACAUAUUAUUGUGCUUUGAACUUUAGGGACAUCAUGCUAGCAACAGGAAAGCUAUCUCCAGAAGUGAUCACGAGCAAUAGGAUGUCUCAAGAUUCCAUCAUAGGAUUUGAGUUCAGCGGAAUAGCAAAUGGAAAAAGAGUCAUGGGAGUUACUAACAGUAAAGGUUUAGCUACAAAAGUAAGAAGCAAUAAACAUUUAUUAUGGGAAGUCCCAGACGAGUGGACUCUGGAAGAAGCUGUAACCGUACCUUGCGUUUACCUGACUGCGGUUUAUGGUUUAAUGCUCUCUGGCAAGUUACAACCAGGAGAAUCUAUAUUGAUCCACGCUGGUACCGGAGGGGUAGGUCAGGCUGCUAUCAAUAUCGCUCUUUCCUACGGCUGUACCAUAUUUACCACAGUGGGUACGGUUGAAAAAAAGAAUUUCCUUCUUCAACAUUUCCCACAGUUGAACGUAAAAAAUAUUGGAAAUUCUCGUGAUACCUCCUUCGAGCAGCUUAUCAUGAGGGAGACGAAUGGUCGUGGUGUCGACAUGGUUCUCAACUCCUUAGCUGAAGAGAAACUUAUGGCAUCCGCACGUUGUUUAGCACCAGGAGGCAGGUUUAUCGAAAUAGGAAAGUUUGACAUAUCAAAUAAUAACACAUUAGGCAUGGAGCUUUAUAAGCGAGGAGCAACUUUUGCCGGUAUCAUGGUGGAUAAUCACAUGAAAGAGGAAGGUACUGGCUGUCAAGAAGAUUUGGCAUACAAUAGGCUUCUGGAAGAAAUAAGACGAGGUGCUGUUAAACCUCUCGUCAGAAAGGUUUUCCAGAAAAACGAAUUAGAACCAGCCUUCAGAUACAUGGCUGCAGGAAAACACAUUGGAAAAGUCAUCAUAAAGAUAAAUGAGAAUGACGAAAAGCACCCUAGUGAAUGUUCUCCACUGUACAAUUGCAAGCCGAGAUUUACUGCCAAAGGAAAAUUUUGUUAUAUCAUCACUGGAGGUCUUGGAGGAUUCGGCUUGGAGUUGGCUGACUGGCUUGUACUACGGGGGGCGAAGAAUUUAGUCCUGGUUUCGAGAAAGGGGAUCAGCAACGGAUACCAGGAAUUGAGAAUAAACAUAUGGAAAUCCUACGGAGUACGCGUGUUGGUGUCGACUGCAGACAUAACGAAGCCGGAAGGCGUUGUCAGCCUGCUUGAACAAUCUAAAGCACUGGGACCAGUCAAGGGUAUAUUCAAUUUGGCCAUGGUUCUCAAAGAUGGGAUAUUCUCCAACCAGACGAUCGAAAACUUCAAAGAUUCGAUCGGACCAAAAGCCGACUCGACCAUACAUUUUGACAAGUACAGCAGAAAAAUGUGCCCUAUGCUAGAACAGUUCGUUGUCUUUUCAAGUGUGAGCUGUGGGAGAGGAAACGGUGGUCAGACCAAUUACGGAUGGUCCAAUUCAGUCAUGGAAAGGGUCUGUGAGCAAAGGAGAGCGGAGGGCCUUCCAGCAACUGCGAUCCAGUGGGGUGCAGUCGGUGACACUGGUUUGGUCGCCGAAAUGCAAGAUGAACACAUUGACGUUGUAAUAGGCGGGACUCUUCAGCAGAGAAUAACUUCUUGUCUUGAAGUGAUUAAUGGAUUUUUAACACAGCCCAACGCCAUCGUUUCGAGUAUGGUUGUGGCUGAAAAACGAGCCGGCGGUUCGUCUGCUGACAACAUUGUCGACACGGUUGCAAAUAUUCUUGGCUUGAGGGAUUUGAAAAAUGUAAGUCUUCACUCGACCCUGGCUGAACUGGGUAUGGACUCAAUGAUGGCUGUUGAAAUAAAACAAACUCUUGAAAGGGAAUUUGAAGUUUUCCUCUCUCCACACGAUAUUCGAUCGAUGACCUUUGCAAAACUCUGCGAUCUUUCGACAACCCAAGAUGAGAAAAAUGAUGUAAUUCAAGUUGAAAAAACUCCUGAAUUUAACAUCGAUUUCCUAAUAAACAUGAUUGGAGAGGAAGUAAAUGAAGAUGUGAUCAAAACCGUAAAAAUAUGUGGGUCAUCAAACAGCCAAGUCUUCAUUGCUCCAGGCAUUGAAGGACAGACCACAGUCGUUGAACCAUUAUCCCAAAUGUUAGAGACAAAUGUGCACAUUUUCCAAUUCAACAGCACAUUAUGUGAAACUGUUAAUGAAAUUGCAAAUCACCUUCUGCCACAAAUUCUAGACUUUUUGCCAUCUGGAUCAAAUUUCAACCUAAUCGGUUAUUCAUGGGGAGGUCUUCUAACAUUAGAUUUAGCCUACAGAUUAGAAAUGAAGGGCUACAGGGGAAAGAUUUGCCUCAUCGACAGUUCGCCAGAUUUUAUGAGAAAUACCUACAAGAUUUGGGCCUCUGGAAGUGAAGACUACCAGCAGAUCACUAUCCUUAACCGAGUAGUUGACAUUCUGUGUCCUCAGGAAAAAAGCAAGGUGGAAACUCUGCUUAAAAUAGCCAGUAGUUGGGAAGCAAGAAUAAAAAUUCUGUCAGAAUGGUCAAAUCAGUUUGUUAACUUCACGUCAAGUUUUAAAGAAAAUAUGAUCAAUGGGAUUUAUUCGAGGAUUAAAGCAAUUUCUAAAAUGGAAGAUAUACCUUUAAAAAGUUUACAAUCGCCUAUUCAUCUCAUCCGACCCACUGAACUUAUAUUGCCAGCCGAAGAUAACUAUGGCCUUUCUAAAUACACAAAGGGGCCAGUAACUUUUGAGUUUAUAGAAGGAAACCACACAACUUUACUUCAAAACAAAGCUACAGCAGAUGCAAUCAAUUCGUUUAUGGGCUUCACUGAUAUCAACAAUACUACGAAGGUGCAAAUGCUCAACAGUGCUUCGACAAUUAAAGUUAUCAAGGAAAAUAUCAAAAACAUAUAGAAAAAUAUAUAAUUUCAUUAAUUCUUA
Messenger RNA from Cimex lectularius (bed bug), 7262 nucleotides. RefSeq names its product fatty acid synthase-like. The record is from RefSeq and is a predicted model, not a curated record. The transcript is spliced from 37 exons. Bases 84 to 7235 code for a protein of 2383 amino acids. Gene Ontology annotation, molecular function: oxidoreductase activity; fatty acid synthase activity; 3-oxoacyl-[acyl-carrier-protein] synthase activity. Gene Ontology annotation, biological process: fatty acid biosynthetic process. Lineage: Eukaryota; Metazoa; Arthropoda; Insecta; Hemiptera; Cimicidae.